Chelonoidis abingdonii (Abingdon island giant tortoise) is the source of this 1702-nucleotide messenger RNA. It is a transcript of the gene RALYL, whose product is annotated as RALY RNA binding protein like. The record is from RefSeq and is a predicted model, not a curated record. Gene Ontology annotation, molecular function: RNA binding. NCBI's taxonomy places the organism in Eukaryota, Metazoa, Chordata, Testudines, Testudinidae. Gene Ontology annotation, cellular component: nucleus.
CCACCGCCAUACUGUAUUUUAUAGUAACUCAUUUUUAUUCCUCUCUUUUACUCCCGCUCGGGUUAAAGCUAAGUGACCCAGCCAUGACCGGCAAAACACAGACUAGCAAUGUUACCAAUAAGAAUGACCCCAAGUCAAUCAACUCGAGAGUCUUCAUUGGCAAUCUGAACACAGCCAUUGUCAAAAAAGGUGACAUAGAGGCAAUCUUUGCAAAGUACGGAAAAAUAGUUGGCUGCUCAGUGCACAAAGGUUAUGCAUUUGUACAGUAUAUGAGUGAGAGGCAUGCGAGGGCUGCGGUGGCAGGAGAGAAUGCCAGGAUCAUUGCAGGACAACCACUCGAUAUCAACAUGGCAGGAGAACCAAAACCAUACAGACCAAAACCUGGAAACAAGCGGCCACUUUCAGCCCUUUACAGACUUGAUUCAAAGGAACCUUUCCUGUCUGUUGGAGGUUAUGUCUUUGAUUAUGAUUACUACAGAGAUGAUUUCUACAAUCGAUUGUUUGAUUACCAUGGUCGUGUCCCACCACCACCUCGUGCAGUGAUACCAUUGAAGCGCCCUCGUGUGGCCAUGACAGCAACUCGUAGGGGGAAAGGGGUUUUUUCCAUGAAAGGGGGAUCGCGAUCAACGUCUAGUGGGGCGUCUUCUUCAGGAUCCAAAUUGAAAUCAGAUGAGUUGCAAACAAUCAAGAAGGAAUUAACCCAAAUCAAAACAAAAAUUGACUCCUUGCUAGGGAGAUUGGAGAAGAUUGAAAAACAGCAGAAGGCUGAAGCAGAAGCUCAAAAGAAGCAAAUGGAAGAUAAUGCUGAGUUGAUCCAAGAGGAAUGCAUAUCAGAGAAUGCAGAUAACUCUACAGAAGAGCCUAUUGAAGUAGGGCCAGAUGCAGAUGGGGAUGGAGAAGAGAUGACUGAUGGAAUAGAGGAGGAUUUUGAUGAGGAUUGCAGCAAUGAGCUGUUUCUACAGAUCAAGUGAUGAGGUGUCAUGUGUGAGCCCCUUGGAGGCUGAGAAGAGAAACUGUGACUUCCCCUUUCCACUCCCCCACAGAAAUGUGAACUGGGGUUUCUUACUGGCUAGCAACACCUUUGAUUCAAUUUGUAUGAAAACUCACUUUAUUUAUUAAAAUGGACAUUAUAGUUCAAACCUUAGAAAUUUCAUUUCUUAUAUGUUCUAAGCUGUACAACUGUCAGGUUUUUAUGGUUUAGAUUGUAAAUGUGUUUUUCUCUGGCUACUUAUUGGUAUUAUUUGUUUUUAAUUUUGAUGUCUUAAAGGCCAAGGUACUGUAUGAUAAUAAUAUGAAGGACAUAUUUAACAGGCGUGAGAGACACUGUAAACAAAUGUAUAUUUGUAAAAGCUAUUUUUAUGAUUAGCAUGUUUUACUGUUUAUCAUAUUUAAAGUCAGUUGAUAUUGCAUUUCUAUGUUUAUAGCUUAAUUCAGACACAGUCAUGUUAUAAUCAAAGACAUGCUCAAUCAUGUUGUAUGGUAUUUUUCAUUACUAUUCAUUAUAUUCAUAGUUCAAGAUAAAUUAUGUUUACUAGUAGGGAGAAUAUUGAAAGGCAAAGUAAUUGUUCUGCUGUGUUCAUGCGCUAUUUCACUGUAAUUGCUAAAAAGUGCAAAUAUGUCAAAUAUCAGAUCAAUUGAUAAACUGUAAAUUAAACCCACUUGUUAAUCCCUUUUUUCAAACAAGCACUCUCUGUGAUGCCAG